AUGUCUUCUGUCGACAUCAACGCCAUUGAGGAGAAGAUGAGAAUGGCUUCCCUCGACCAGCACCGCGGUUACGCCCAGAACACCUUCGGCGAAGUCCAGCAGUUCCGCAACCCGGAUCCCAUUCCCAAGUCCCAGGCCACUGGCUACCAGGUCCUCAAGGAGCCUCUCUGGAACAAAGGUCUCUCCUUCACCCCCGAGGAGCGUGUCAACAAGAACCUCACCGGCCUCAUCCCCCACACCAUGGAGAGCCUCCAGACGCAAUGCGAGCGUGCCAUGAAGAUGAUCAACACUCGCUCAACGCCUGUUGACAAGUACCUCUACCUGUCUUCCCUCAAGGCCCAGAACUUCGACCUGUUCUACCGUCUGCUGAUGGACAACAUCCGCGACCUCAUGCCCUUGGUCUACACCCCUACCAUUGGCGACGUCUGCCUGCAAUACUCGACCCUCUACACCCGCCCCGAGGCUCUGUACAUCUCCAUCAAGCAGCGCAAGUCCAUCCGCACCAUGCUCCGCAACUGGCCCUACCCCAACCCUGAGAUUUGCGUCGUCACCGACGGCUCUCGUAUCCUGGGUCUUGGUGACUUGGGUGUCAACGGUGUCGGUAUCUCCAUCGGCAAGCUCGCUCUGUACACCGGUGCUGCUGGUAUCCACCCCGAGAACACCCUGCCCAUCGUCCUCGACACCGGAACCAACAACGAGAACAACCUGAAGGACCCCUUCUACCUCGGAAUCCGCUCCAAGCGUGUUUCCGUGGCCGAGCAGCAGGCUUUCAUGGACGAGUUCAUGGAGGCUGUCGCCGAGGUCUACCCCAACAUGACCGUCCAGUUCGAGGACUUCGAGUCCGAGAAGGCCUUCAACUACCUCGACCGCUACCGCAACAAGUACCGCUGCUUCAACGACGACAUCCAGGGAACUGGUGCCGUUGUCUUGGCUGGUUACAUCAACGCUGUCGAGCUCUCCGGUGUCCCCAUCGAGGAGCAGCGCCUGGUCUUCAUGGGAGCUGGCUCCGCCGGUGUCGGUGUCGCCAAGCAGCUCGUCGAGUACUACACCAAGCGUGGUCUCAGUGAGCAGGCUGCUAGGGACAAGUUCUGGCUGGUCGACACCAAGGGUCUCGUUACCAAGGACCGUGGUGACAAGCUCGCCGAGCACAAGAAGUACUUCGCCCGUACCGACAACAACGGCCACCAGUUCCGCACCCUGGAGGAGGUUAUUGAGUACGUUAAGCCUAGUGCUUUGGUCGGUCUCACUGCCACCUUCGGUGUUUUCACCGAGUCCGUUAUCCGUGCGCUCAAGGCUUCCGUCGAUGCCGGAGGUCUCGGCCGCCGCCCCGUCCUCUUCCCCCUCAGCAACCCCCUUACCAAGGCCGAGUGCACCUUCGAGCAGGCCAUCCAGUGGACCGACGGCACCGUCAUCUUCGCCUCCGGCUCUCCGUUCUCCCCCGUCACUGUCAAGAGCAAGGAGGGUGACUCCAUCACCUACCACCCCAACCAGGGCAACAACGUCUACGUCUUCCCCGGUCUGGGUCUCGGUGCCAUUCUCGCCAAGGCCACCAAGGUCACUGACGACAUGGUCUACACCUCCGCUGCCGCUCUUGCCGGUUCUCUGAACGCCGACGAGAUCCACAAGGGCCUCAUUUACCCCCGCAUUGAGCGUGUGCGCGACGCCAGCUUGAUCGUCGCCCGCGAGGUCAUGAAGGCCGCCCGCAGAGCCGGCGUUUCCCAGCUUCCGGAGUCCCAGUGGGUCGAGUGGGAGGAGUGGGGUGACGUCGCCCUGAACGCCUGGAUCAAGGACCGCGUCUACGACCCUGUCAGCUUUUCCGAGAGGAGCCGCAUCUAA
Colletotrichum karsti is the source of this 1836-nucleotide messenger RNA. RefSeq names its product malic enzyme. Bases 1 to 1836 code for a protein of 611 amino acids. Gene Ontology annotation, molecular function: malate dehydrogenase (decarboxylating) (NAD+) activity; NAD binding. Lineage: Eukaryota; Fungi; Ascomycota; Sordariomycetes; Glomerellales; Glomerellaceae. Gene Ontology annotation, biological process: malate metabolic process; pyruvate metabolic process. The transcript has 3 exons. The record is from RefSeq and is a predicted model, not a curated record. Gene Ontology annotation, cellular component: mitochondrion.